Molecule: messenger RNA, 1803 nt
Organism: Syngnathoides biaculeatus (alligator pipefish)
Lineage: Eukaryota; Metazoa; Chordata; Actinopteri; Syngnathiformes; Syngnathidae
Gene: plp2b
Product: proteolipid protein 2b
Exons: 5
Coding region: 401-865 (154 amino acids)
Cellular component (GO): membrane
Source: RefSeq, a predicted model, not a curated record
CAAUGGCGUCUUUGUCCCUUGAAAAGUGAGGACGGGGAUCGGAAAUGUCCAUCUUGGAGCGGUGGCGUCUCGGACUUCCGGAGUUCCCAGUCGACCGUGAACGCAGCGCACUUCCCCCGUGGGGGAAAAUGGGGAAAAGUGAAAGGCGACGCCCCGGUGACGGUUCGGAGAGUCCCGUCGGUCGUUCCUCGAGUCUUCUGCCUCGCCUCACUCCGCCCACUCGGCAUUCAAGCGAGCGAGCACGUCUUCUUCGUCCGUGCCGUGCGCGGUUGCUUCCUCUGACCCGCACUUGUUGUUUAUUCAUAUUUUUUUUUUUGUUCUAAAACUCUUAAGCAGCGUUGCGCCCCAAAAUAACAACAACUGUACUCAUUAAUUUCAAUUUCGAAGAAGACUUGCAAGAAUGGCCGAUACGUCAGCGUCAGGCUCCGGUGCCAGCUGCAUGGAGAAGCUGAAAAGUUACGUGAGGACCCAAAAAGGGAUGAUCCUCGCGGCAGAAAUAUUCGUCAGUUUCAUCAUCAUCAUCUGCUACGCGGCGUCCCUGUACGGCGGCUACUCGGCCGUGGCCAUCUGCGAGAUGAUCUUCGCCAUGGUCUUCUUCGGCAUCUUCAUGAUGGAGCUGGACAAGCAGUUCCAGCUGGUCAACUGGAUGUGGAGCGACCUGUUCAGGGCCGGCAUUGGCGCAAUCCUUUACAUCAUCACUUCCCUCGUGUGCGUGAUCGGAGGAGCUGGGGACGGCGCUCGCAUCGCAGGCGGGGUGUUCGGGUUGAUUGCUGGUCUGCUGUUCGCCUACGACACCUACACCAUCUUCUUGGAAAUCAAGAGCACCAGGCAGCACACUGCAACCAGUACCGACGACAAAGUCUAAGCACGCCGACGUUGUGUGCGCCUCUGAGUACUCAGCGGGCGGCACAACGAGGACCUUUGCGCAGCGGAGGCGAGGGGACAAAGGACAGUAAAAGGAACAGAUCACAGUUCAAAACCCACGUCAACACCAGAAAUUUACUAGCCGCGCCGAGGAGGAGGAGGAGGAUGGCGACGCGGCGGCACCGCACAUCUGUCCCUGCGCGUCAACCACGACCCCCCCCCCUCCAACCUCGCAAAUCUAAAAGUCAACCCGGGAUCACCGCUAAAAAGGGAAAAGUGUAAAUGAUAGGCGACGUCAAGCGAUGUCAGUCGUCCACCGGCUCUUCUCGCGGAUUUUCUACUUUUAACGGACUGCUGUAGUUAGCAAUAACUGCUUCACUUAAACGUGUAUGGGUUAUUGAACAUCAUAAUGAUCAGCCUAAUUUUUUUUGUUGUUUUUUUUUUUAAUAAUUGAUGUCCUUCGCUGUGUGUUGGAGUUAUUUGAAAUUCCACAAUCCUAAACACUUGAAGUCAUCAUCCUGCUUCAAUCGAGUCAUUUUAUACCCAAGUUUUUUUUUUGGUUUUGUUUGAAAACUGCUGACGUCCACUCGCCAUAAAAAAUAUCAUUCUUGUGUGUCACAGUGUUACACUGUGUGGUGCCGCAUUUUCAUAAGCAUCCGUUUUUCUUAACCGCUAACACGUUUCUGUACAUUUACGUCGCGUGAGCUCCGGUUGAUUCGUUCGUUGAAGUUCCCCAUUUCCUGCUACAGGACACACGAAGAAAAGCGGUCAAAUGUGUCACUAAUUUGAGAUCAAUAAUAUUUUUAUGUUUCUUCACCUUCAUGCUUGAUAGUUUGUUUAAAAAAAAAAUGCCAUUGUGCUUUAUUAAUGUGCUUUACAAAUGUAAUUUCACAGUCUAAAGCAGCUUUAGCUUUGGGAAAUAAAAGCCAUUGUUACAAC